This is a messenger RNA of Staurois parvus, 393 nucleotides long. The record is from the annotation of a GenBank genome assembly. NCBI's taxonomy places the organism in Eukaryota, Metazoa, Chordata, Amphibia, Anura, Ranidae.
CUCCUCCUUCUACAAAGUUACAAUGUACAGUCUGAUCGCUGGGGGAGGAGAACUGAAGAUUAUGUCAAUUGGGGGUCAGACCAUGGGCAGUGGGAGUAAGAAAUGUCCUGGCAUCAAUAGGAGGAGUAAAAAUGUCCCAUCAUUGGUGUCAGUGGGAGGAAUAGUGUCCCAUCAUUGGUAUCAGUGGGAGGAAUAGUGCCCAUCAUCAUUGUGGUGUCAGUGGGAGGAAUAGUGCCCCGUCGUUGGUGUCAGUGGGGGAGGAAUAGUGCCCGUCGUUGGUGUCAGUGGGAGGAAUAGUGUCCCAUCAUUGGUAUCAGUGGGAGGAAUAGUGCCCCAUCAUUGGUGUCAGUGGGAGGAAUAGUGUCCCAUCAUUGGUGUCAGUGGGAGGAAUAG